AUGGCACCCGCCUCAAACUCGGCUCAACAUCAAGCAACCUUCCUCAGUGCAAAAUACUGUCGCCGCUCUCGACGAGCUGGUCCCGGCCAAGGCCCGCGUCUUCGUGGCCGGUUGCAGCUAGCACAGUCGACAUACGAGGCGUUGGUCUCUCUGGCCCAGACUAUCGAUGCCGAGGUCCUCCGUCGCGGCUUAAAGCAGAUGGCCGCCGUGGGUAUGUCUGACGCCCAAAAGGCCAUAUGGCUUUGGAACUGCCACGCGCAGACGAAGCGUGGACGACAGACGCCGGUCCAAGUCUUGCUGCAGCCUAAGCUGCGCAGCGUUCGCGCUGGUCUGGAAAAGCUUACGGAUGCUGAGCUCGAGGCGCGCAUUGGGACUGUUGUUAGCCAUGCGAGAACUAUGCAAGCUCGUUCUCAGACGAGCACGCUGCGGCGUAUAUAUGUGUGGUACGUUCUGCUUCUGGGGAAGACUGUCAAGUGGAAAAGAACCCUCAGCAGGGACGGGUGUCAUGUUGUUUGACAGCUGGUGGUCGGAAGGUGAGCCGCUUUGUUCGUCCUAAUCGAAGCGGUGAGGGUCAUGGCGAGUUUGCUGGCAGAUUUCCAAGUGCUGCAUGAGGCUAUACACUGGCCCGAUAGGGAAGCUGUAGCAAAGACUUUCAACGCGAUCGAGCAGGCUCGCUUGCCAACGGUGUUGCGGCGCUAUCCUGGCGUCCACGCCUAAAGUGCCGAUGCGCAUGCUUGAUCGAUGGCACUGAGGGAGUUUAGGACGGGGAAGUUGCAGCUUACCGGACUGUGCGUAGGCGUAGGUCGACCCGCAUGGACAGCGAGCCGCGCUGCUGGUUGAGCGUGGCAGUCCAUCGUGCCGUCCGACUAAAGACUUGCCGAGUCG
Baudoinia panamericana UAMH 10762 is the source of this 885-nucleotide messenger RNA. RefSeq lists its product as uncharacterized. The record is from RefSeq and is a predicted model, not a curated record. Bases 1 to 516 code for a protein of 171 amino acids. The transcript has 2 exons. NCBI's taxonomy places the organism in Eukaryota, Fungi, Ascomycota, Dothideomycetes, Mycosphaerellales, Teratosphaeriaceae.